UCAACAGUUUGCUAGGAGCAGCCAACCAGCUUUCAGCACAAGAGUGAAAACUCAUUCAGAAGUAACAUUACUCACGCAACUUUUACAAGAGGCUAUAAAGGACUUUUGUCAUCAGGGUAGCAGAUCAAUUCAGCUCUAAGCAUCUCACAGCAUUGUACUUCAACAAGGUCACUUCUUAUAAACUUGGAUCUAGCAUAUUUUUCUCAACGAUUUAAUAAUUAUGGCUUCUUUAGCUUCAUCAAGCGUUUUUGUGAGCUCUGUCGUUUUGCUCUUGGGGCUUGUAAAUAUCGCCAUGGUUUCUGCCAGUUGUGCCACUUGCCCCAUCACUCAUCCACAACAAAAGUUCUGUCAGUCAGCAUUUGUAUACAAGGUGAGGACGAUAUCGAUGCAGUAUGUUGACAUCAAUAACCAGCCUGUACUCUACUCAUCCCAAGCCUAUGAUGUCCAAUACAGGGUCAAAGUGGAGAAUGUCUUUAAAGGAGAGGGGAGCCUAGGGAAAGAAGGGAAAACAGUCUUCAUCUACUCACCCAAGAAUGUUUGUAACAUUGAUAAGUUGGAGAUGGGCAUCAGAUACCUCAUCAGUGGGAAUAUGAAAGGAGACAAGAAGCAGGUGACAACUUGUGGCAUCGUUGAGAAGUGGUCUGAGAUUUCCGCAUCUCAGAGGAGAGGAGUGAGAGGUUUCUACCAGUCACAGUGCAAAAGCUGCACGGUAUUUGGGACAUCAAUCCAGCUUUUCUAUGGAGGCAAAGAGAUGGUUGAUUCCAUGAGCUCUGGUCUGUGGAGUCGUCAGCAGUGCUUCUUCAACCCCCUUGCUUCCAUGACCUACGGUAGCGAAGACUGCGAGACAGAGCACGCCUACUGCAUGCGUCAGGAGAAUGGAGUCUGCACUUGGGAGGGAGGAAAGGCCUACGAUAACUGCUUCCGCCAGAGAGAGUACAACUGGCAGCUGAUGCAGUUUGGCGAGAAUGGACUCGCUGCCUGGACCUGCCCUGAGCAAUGCAAGACCCUCACAACCAGGAAACUCAAGUACAAGUGCAAGAAAGCCACCAGGAAGAUGCCACCCUGCAACUCAGGGGAUACAGUCAGAGAGUUUAUUCCUGAUGCUGUACGCACUGUGGUUCCAGAAAUGUCUGAAGUGCGCACUGUCCAACCCAACUCACUGCAGGAGAUCCCCAGGACUGUUCAUCCCAACAUGAUCCAGGAGGUUCCUGCAACAGGUUCUCCAACGGUUGCCAAUGUCCUAUCAGCUCUGCUCCAUGAAGAUUAAAUAGGAAGAGCUUCUCUGAAAUAAACAGAUCAAAUGGUACCAGACCUGGGAACUCUUGGUAGCAUCUUUUAUCAAGUGGUUGCUAUCGAUUGGAUUUGUCUAAAAAUUUGACAUUUCAAGGAUUCUGCUCUGAGCAUGAUCUUAGAAUGAGCAAUCUGGAUCAGGUAGACCGCUAUUUUAGAAGAAAAUUAUCAAUUACCAACUUUAAAUGAUUUUCCCCCAAUAUGAGUAAUUCUAAAGUGUAAAAUAUGAUAAGGGAAUUAGAUUACAUUGAUACGACUUUCAAAGAGAGACAUUUCUAAAAUGUUGAUGCUAGGUUUACAUUUAGUUCCCGGCGGCCACGUUUGUCCGAAACGUAGUGCGCCGUGGGAUUUGGGCCAUUUUUUCUCUGUAUUCAAGGUUUGUUAGGUCUUGCCAAGUUUUUUAUAUUACCUACAGUCACGUUUUGUUGCGUUAACUUUGGGCUACUAGGUUUCUCAUCCGGACUGACUGCCGUGGCAAAUUUUUUAACAGUUUAAAAAUCCUGUGAUUGUCAUGGCUGCCGGGGAACAUUAUGUAAACCUAGUAUAAGAAGCUGAAAUAGCAGGACAACUGCAACAAGGCAUUUUUUAAUGAUUACUCUCUGUAAAUAUGAUCUAUCCAUUUUGUGCACCAUUGAUACUUUAUAAUGCACAUUAUAUAUAUUUAAUGGAUUUAUAACAAUAAUAUUAUACAAAUUGAAAAAUUAUGCAUACAAAAUAAUAUAAUUGUUAUAAUUGUUUACAUUAUUUGUUAAAUUUUUUUAUAUUACAUUAACAUCUAAAUGACUUUUGAAAGUGUUAUGGCAGAAAAAAGGAAGAAUGAAUCUUUUGAGAAUGGAGACUAGAUAAACAGGAUUUUUCACUGAUACCUGUAUAUUUUUAGAAUGCUUCAUAUGUUGUUAUAACCACUAUUCAAAUACCACAUGACUUUGUCAUAUGUAUCAGUUUGAGAAUGGUAUGUUGUAAGAUAUGUUGUAACUCUAGCUAUGAUAUUCAGGGUCGAUACUUUGUGUCUUUCUUUGUUUAUUUACACAAUGUGUUCUUUCAAACUUGAGUGAAACUGUAAAUAUUGGUUAUUCUUAACCAAAUGAAACAUUGGACAUGAACUUUUCAUAUAUUUCUUUAUCUGUGUUCUAUUUAUGAUCAUUAUGACUUCACCAACUGGCAGCUGUAUGUAAUAUGUUGGUUUAAUUCACAAAACCAUCAUACAAUUAGGUGAUUAAAUGUACAUUUUUUUUGUUUUGAAAUGCAAA
Strongylocentrotus purpuratus (purple sea urchin) is the source of this 2540-nucleotide messenger RNA. Its product is annotated as metalloproteinase inhibitor 1. The transcript has 4 exons. The record is from RefSeq and is a predicted model, not a curated record. Lineage: Eukaryota; Metazoa; Echinodermata; Echinoidea; Camarodonta; Strongylocentrotidae. The coding region runs from base 221 to 1267 and encodes 348 amino acids. Gene Ontology annotation, molecular function: metalloendopeptidase inhibitor activity; protein binding.